Aspergillus niger is the source of this 693-nucleotide messenger RNA. RefSeq lists its product as uncharacterized. NCBI's taxonomy places the organism in Eukaryota, Fungi, Ascomycota, Eurotiomycetes, Eurotiales, Aspergillaceae. The record is from RefSeq and is a predicted model, not a curated record. The coding region runs from base 1 to 693 and encodes 230 amino acids. The transcript has 5 exons.
AUGGCGGACCGGAUAAAGUACCACAACGUGUCUGGACCCAUUCAUUCCCAUUCAUUCCCUGAACAGUCCCUCAGUUGGUCUAUGGCAGUCUCAUACAACAUCGAUGACGAUGACCAGCAGGAUCCAGUAUCAAGUUGGGAUGAAGGGAUGGGAAUCGUUCUGCAACAUUGGCCGGUGAGCUGUCAGUUGGUUUCAUCGUGCAGCGCCGAUCCUGCAUUCAAUUUCUCCGGGAUCCAGGCCGGCUUGUCCUUCAUCACCAAUCACGCCCGCCCUCCCCAAUGUGCCAUGAAACUGCUCGUGGAUUGUUUCUUUUCUUCCCGUGUCGUGCCUUUCCGAUCCCGACUGGUGGGUGUUUGCUGUGGACUUUAUUGUGGUAUCUCCGACUCUGCAUUCUUCCCUAAUUCCGCAGCAGCUGGUGCUGUCCCUCCAUCCAUAUUCUAUCAAUCCCGUCCCCAUCACGUUUACCCGUCUUUUGACACUUGCACUCUUAUUCAUCGGGUUCUCCCCGUCUGCCUCUUCUCAUUCGCUGGGGUGCUUUAUAUUGCCGACUCUAUCCGGACUGCCCUUUUUUCCUUUCUUUGUUCGCCGUUUCCCCCCCAGCUUUUCAGCUACAUAUCACGCAUUCCUCGCCCAUUUGAUUUCCUCCUCACAUUUUUCACCCCUCACACCUUUCGUGGCUUGACAGUUUCCUGA